Bactrocera tryoni is the source of this 3900-nucleotide messenger RNA. RefSeq lists its product as uncharacterized. The transcript has 5 exons. The coding region runs from base 124 to 1293 and encodes 389 amino acids. NCBI's taxonomy places the organism in Eukaryota, Metazoa, Arthropoda, Insecta, Diptera, Tephritidae. The record is from RefSeq and is a predicted model, not a curated record. Gene Ontology annotation, molecular function: protein binding; ubiquitin protein ligase activity. Gene Ontology annotation, cellular component: cytoplasm.
AAAAAAAACAAAUAUUUUUGAAGAAAAUAUUGCGUUGAAAAGAGACUAGCAAGUGUUCUACAGAGUAUUUACGCUGCAUUUGCCAUCACUAUCAGACAAAGGAGGAACUGACAUAACAAAGAAAUGCUGAAAAUUUGCAAAAUAAAUGCCUGUCCGAAUGGCACACUGGGCCUACACCUGAGUCGAGCGCCCUGGGAUCCCUAUCCGUGGGUGAGUGGUAUACAGGAGGGCUCCAGCGCGGAAGAAGCCGGCAUGCGCGUCGGUGAUACAGUGCUGGAGUUCAAUGGCAACGAUGUGUUGGGACAGAAAAUUUUUGAAAUUGCAAGUAGAAUACGGGAACAUUGGCAGAGUGGUGCAACCGAUGUAAGCGUGGUGAUUUGGCGCAAUCAAGCGGAGGAGGUCAGCAGCUGCAGUGAGGACAAUGAUGAAGAUUAUGAAGAAGCGAGUCAUUCCAGCAUUAAUCAGCAGUCACUGCAGAAGUUCGCCACAUGCCUGCAACACAUUGCCCAAUUAUUGGAGUGUCCUGUUUGCCUUGAGGUGAUUCGGCCACCUGGUUGGCAGUGCUGUAACGGACAUGUGUUGUGCAACAACUGCCGCAGUCGUUCGGUCAAAUGUCCGGUGUGUCGUGUGCCGUUAGGGCCCAGAGGACGCUGCCUGCUCGCGGAUAAAUUAUUCACCGUGUUGGCUGAGAGUUUUCCCUGUGAUGGCGUUCGGAGCAGUCGAAAUUCCCCAAAGGAGAAGCGCAAAUGUUCACCUGAAUCCAAGGGGCGUCCCAAGGCGACUACAACAGCAAGAAUUCAGCAACAUGAAAGUGAUCAGCAACACCCACAUCACCAACACCAACAACAACAGCAACAAAUCAAAGCCAAAGAAAUGCAACAGCAAGAUAAGAAGAAGGUCAAAACUGCUGUUGGUAGCCAAAAGAAUGCGUCGAAUGGAAAAGUUGCUGCCAAGGAAUGCACAGCAACACCAAAUGCUCACGCUGAGGCAGCACAACAAGUGAACAGCACGACUGACAAUUGCAAGGGCAACAACAAAAAGCUAGCGGAGGCUGCAGGAGCUGAGAACGGCAGUUCAACGCAACGCUGUCACUGGCAAUGGCGGCGGAGUCGGGCGCGAGUUGGCAAAGAACAGCAGCAACAACAGCAACAGCAGGCGAGUGAAGCAUCAGAGCAAGUUCAUAAAAGUUACGCAGAUGAGCAAUUGUCCAUCACAGCGUCCAGGGCGGCGACAGCAUUGAGGAGGGUCCCACCAACAACAACGACGACGAUGACGACAAAUGUCAGUUGUUGAAGAGUACAGUCCUAUAACUUAAGAGAACUAGCGCGGUAUUAAGGAGGUUGGAGGGGUGUUUGCGAUGCUUUUUGUGUAACUGUGGGCUGGACCACGCGCGUGGUUGGGUGAGGGGCUUGAAAAGUAUUGCUGGGCGGUUGCAUGUGCGUGGCGUUGUGACGGAAGGAAAUGCGCUGGUCAACAAUGUGCUCGUUAAACUCAAGUUGGAGUCAAGUAAGAAAUCAGCAGAUAACACAAAACAAGGUAGAAAAGUCACGAAAUGUUCAACAAAAACGAACGCCAGGCUAAGAGUACGAAAGUAACAAUUUAAGUCGAAAACUAAAAGUAGAAGUAAAUAAAGUAAAAAAAGGGCAGAGCUGUUGCAGUUGCAAAGAUGAAGUUCCAAACAACAACAACAACGAGUUCUGCAACUAAAAUAAAACAACAUUUAUAAUGCCCAGAUUAGCAGUUGUUGGCAUUAGGCGAGCCGAGCUGAGCCGAGCCGCGUGUGGCACGCCGUUGUGUUUUGCCGCUGGCAGCUACUGCUGGGGAUUAGCAACAAUAUCAAAAUUAUCAUUGUCCAACUGGGAAAUCAUGUGGCAUUUGGAACGUGCAACAUUCAGCACAUUGAAGUGUGGUGAAAAAGCGACCAAAACAAUGAGUGGCGCUGUGCUGGCAAUACAGCAACAAUAGUUUUUGCAACAAAUUACGGCAAAUAACAGUGUGUAACGACGGCACUAUCAACAACAACAAGCUGAGACAACACAAUAUGUAGUAAGGCAACAAUCAAGUAGUUUACACAGAGAUGUGGCAACACACUUUGAGGUACAGUGUGGCAAAAAUUGCUUUGAGAAUGACUUAGGCAUUGACUUAUGUGUAUAGUUUAUUGAUAGCACGCCUUCAAUGAUACUUUUUACCAUAAUUCUGAAAUUCAAAUAACGCAAAAUUUUUUUUUUUAAUUUUUGCUUAUUAUCACUAAUAAAACUUGUUAUGUAACUAGUUAUGAACUAGUUGUUUAUGUACCAGUUUGUAUUUAGCCAUAUUUGGAUAAAUAACGAUGUAGUUAGAAACAAAAAUUAAAAAAAAUUUAUAUUAAGAAGUAAAAAAAAUACUUUGAUAUUAUUUGAAAUCAAGUUUUAUGACUCAAAUAUCCUGAAACCCCCUAAUAUUGUAAGCUUUCAUUCCCAAAACCAAUUUAUGAAACUUAAGUGGCACUAUCGUCCCACUGUAGCUCAUGAUAAUUUUCAAAAACAUAAUAAAUUCUCAUCGAGCGUCCAAGUGCAUUGCAGUCAUUAGGUGCUUCGUCUAGUUGUAGGCUAGUCUUCUUCGCCAAAGCAGCUAAUGGUAAGAUAGAGAUUAAGACUCGCAAUUCCGUGUAACAACAAACAAUUCAUCAGCACAAAUGAAGGCUUUGCAAGAUUGGCGCACAGUUGUGGAGAGCUGCAAAGUGGCCGUUAUUUCAACGUUUAAUAUUGUUAUGAAAGAAGUAAAGUUUCAGUCUUUUGUAGGUAAAUUGUAGGGAAAUCAUGUUUUACAUCAUCUGCCUCUUUACGUAUCCGAAAAUUACGAAACCUCAAGUAUACCACUUCCAAUUGAUAUUUUUAGUGUAUCGAGACAGUGCCUUUCUUUCACGCUCUCUCUCUUUAUCUGUCUAUUUCUCUCUAUAUAUAUGUAUAUAUAUAUCUCUCUGGCUUACUCACCUUCUAGGCGGUAGCUAGUAAUUUCGUCAGUCUAUGGAGAAGUCAGCAAUGAAGAAGUAUGUAUAUUGAGUACUUUUUUUGAAAAUUCAUUUCGAGAUCAAAGGACUCUUAGGGAUGACAGGCAUACAUUUGGGCAUAACAAUCUAUAUGUGAAUUAGAUCAGCAAACUUUAAUUGGAGUAUACAUAUAUGUAUACGUGCUCUCUUCUCGUCAUAAUUCUCUCUCUCUAGUUUCUUUUACUUUCCUUUUCAACCUUAGCUAGUGAUUUCCCCAGUCAAUGACGAAAUCUCUAAUGAAAUUUUAGAAAUUUUAUUUCGAGAUCAAUGGACUCUUAGAAAUGGUAAGCGUAAAGUCUUAAGUUCUUAAAUUUUAGCAUUAUAAUUUUUAUUGGAAAUGGAUCGACAAUUUUACUGAUUGUUUCUAGGAUGGUUAUCCUCUAUUUCCUUUUAAUAGAUUUUUUUUUUACUUUCUGUUUGCAUUACAAAACUUCUGCUCUUUAUUCGCGUUUCUUCGCAGGAUCUUAUUAUUAUCUAUGAAUAAAAUCCAGUUUUGAACCUUUCUGGGAAAAGUUACAGUGGAAGGCUGACUGAGUAGUGGAAGCUAUCGAAUCCAUGACAGAGUAAUCAUAGUCCACAAAUGUGUGCUACUGUAUGUAUAUAAAAAAUUGGUUCUACUUGAGACAGUUUCUAGACUCUAUUGUAUAUACAAGUACUGAUAUACAAAUAUGACAUUGUAAUCUGCUGAUAAACCAAUGACUACUUUUAAAGGGUUUCCGGUAUUGGAUUACCAUUUUGCGAAUAUAUUGUAAUUCCGCGCUAGAUAAUUAAGUAAAUAAAUUUUGUUUAAAAUCAUUAUAACAUGCACAUCUUAGACUUAGAUAAAUGUAGUCGAUGAUAUGGCCUUUACUUGUCAUAUAAUUUUGUCAAUG